GGGCGGGGCACGGCGCGCGGCCACUGAACACCGGGGCAACGUUAGUGACUCCGCCCCGCCUAGGCCCGCCUGGUCCCGCCCGCCUGACAGGCCACGGGGUAUAUUAGCGCCCCGCCGCCCACCGCUGGUCAGUGCGGCAAGCAGGAUGGCGGUAAUGCACACGCUGCGGUGGGCGGGCGAGGCGCUGCACCAGCACCUCUCCUUGGCGCUGGUCUUCUUCAUAGUCAUCCUCGCCACCAGAUACUUCUUCAGACAGCGCCACCACAAGCUGCCGCCAGGGCCUUGGGGCUUCCCGGUGGUCGGCUACCUGCCCUUCUUCGACAAUGAUAUCUUCAAGACCCUGUUGAACCUCAAGGGGCGCUUCGGCUCCAUCUAUCGCGUGAGCUUCGGCACCCAGAGCGUUGUGGUGCUGGCAGACCCCGAAGUGAUCCGCGAAGCCUUCAAGAAGGAGGAGUUCCACCACAGGCCCAAGGGCACGCUCUUCGACAUCUUCGAGGGAUAUGGACUCCUCAACACCACGGGCGUCCUUUGGAAAGACCAGAGGCGCUUCCUUCACGAGAAACUGCGAGGCCUUGGUAUGAAAACAACAGGAACAGGGAGAGAAAAGUUAGAAGCAAGAAUUAUGAGUGAGGUUAAAUGUCUGCUUCACUACCUGGCCUCUGGAAACGGAAAGGCGAUAGACGUGGAGGAAGUGUUGUGCAAUGCUCUCACCAACGUCAUUUGCAUCCUGCUUAUGUCCGUGAGAUUCAAACCACACAACCCUCACUUUACUCGCUUCAUGGAGCUUUACGACGAAGGUUUCAAGCUUUUUCUCAAGUGCAACAUCGCCUGCUACAUCCCAGCCUGCCGCUACAUACCGUCCGUGAACCAGAACAUCAAGAAACUCAUGCAGAACAGAGAGGAGUCUUGUGAUAUGAUUAAAAGCAUCAUCAACCAUCGCAGAGAGACUUUUGACCCAGAAAUGACGAGGGAUAUUCUGGAUAGCUACCUUCUUGAGGAACACCGCGCCAAGGAGGAGGGGCGUGUGGUGUACGACGGCUUAGACUUUGACCGCCAGCUGACACAAGUAAUGACGGAUAUGUUCAGCGCUGGGGAGGAGACAGUGAAGACUUGCCUGAUGUGGUCUUUUGUCUUCCUCCUGCGUCACCCUGAGGUCAUGAAGAGGGUGCAGGAGGAGCUGGACGCUGUGGUUGGAAGGUUACGUAUGCCCUCAUUAGAAGACCAACAGCAUCUACCGUACACAGAAGCCACGAUAUGCGAGGUGCUGCGGCGGUCCAGUUUGGUGCCUCUAGGGACAUUCCACGCCACCAGCAGGACCACCACUCUAGGGGGCUACACAAUCCCUGAGAACACGACGGUCAUUCCCCUGCUGUACGCCUGUCACAUGGACUCCAAACAGUGGGACAACCCCGAGGGAUUUGACCCAACGAGGUUCAUUGAUUCAGAGGGCGGUGUGAAGAAGCCGAAACAGUUCAUGCCCUUCGGUAUCGGAAGGAGGAUAUGUCUGGGUCAAGUCCUGGCGAGAAGUGAGCUAUUUCUCUUCUUCACGUCCAUCCUACACGUGUUUGAUGUGGCGCUGCCCGAGGGUGAACCGCUGCCCAGCAUGGAGGGGGACAUGGCCACCACCUACUCGCCCAAGCCAUUCAAGGUUAGUUUCAUUCAGAGGGACCCUGCAGAGAACGUUACUCCGCGCCCUUACGUAUUCCGAGGGGCUGGUCUGUGAACUUCUACGCCCUUGCCACGCCCCAGCCACGCCCCUGUCACGCCCCUGCCACGCCCCUGCCAUGCCCCUGUCAUACCCCUGUCACGCCCCUGUCACGAUCCGGCAAAGACCCAACAAUUCACGGAAGCAGGGGUGAAGGGUGAAGGGGUGAAGGGGUGAAGGGGUGAAGGGGUGAAGGGGUGAAGGGAUGAAGGGUGUUUCCGUCCACUGUUCGUAUUUAAGUGGAGUUACGAAUUGAACCAAAGAGUCUGUUUACAAUCCAAUGUCGACAUAUUGAUGCGGUGAGUUCUGUGAUACUUUAGGUGUAAAUAUAAUGUUAUGUUAUGUUAUGUUAUGUUAUGUACUACUAGUUGCUGCUGCCUCCCUUCCUCUUGUGUGUGUGUGUGUGUGUGUGUGUGUGUGUGUGUGUGUGUGUUCAGCUUGUUUAGAUGUGUUUUAAUCAGUCAUUCAUUUCUUUUCGUCUCUCUCUCUCUCUGUCUCUCAUCAUAAUCAUGUUGCUGACACGUUCAAAGCACACACACACACACACACACACACACACACACACACACACACACACACAUUUUCAGACCAAGCCCCCAACGUGUACCUUACAAGAUCAAACACACACACCUGAGGAACACCCCACAUCUCCCCACACCUGUCCAUACUUGCGUCACAUCUCCACACCUGCGGCUGUCACGGUAUCCCCCCCCCAUCCCCCGUCACGUCUCGUCCGCACACCAUGUAGAUAGAUAUAUUAAUGCAUUCCUCCCCCUCUUUGCUCACAAUAUAUUCCUUCUCUCCUAAUUUGUCCGUGUCGUGUCCGGAUGUUGGUUUAGUCCGGAUGCUCCACGUCCGGUUAAUUCUCUCUAUCUCUCUUUUUUUUUUUUUAACAGAAUUUCCGAUAACAAAAUGCUAAUAUACAGCGUUACCUGCGUUUAUUUCAAGUAAUUCCAAGUAAUUCCAGGUAAUUUCUAUCCGCAUUUAUGAAGUAGAUGUUUAUUCAAGGAAGAUUUUAUUUAACUUGUAUUUUUUUAUUUAUUUAUUUAUUUCUUUGUCUGUAUCCUGAAGCGCUUUGCUCUCUCACCACAACUGUUUUCAAAGGCAACAGAGACGAGAAACCGCUGUGUCAAGAGUGCUUCUCCCGCUGACAUUGGAAAAAUCUUGUUAAUCUGUCCCUAGAACCGUUAAAGCUCCCUUGAAAACCCGCUGACAUUGGAAAAAUCUUGUUAAUCUGUCCCUAGAACCGUUAAAGCUCCCUUGAAAACCCGUGUCACUUCAACUAAAGAGUCCGGUUAGUGAAUGUCCGGAUACUGGAGGGAUAACUGCUGCAUCACCCUGUCUUUUAAACAUGUUAGUCUGAAUUUGUAUAUGAAUCUUUUUAUAUCUGCACUUUACUCUCUCUCUCUCUCUCUCUCUCUCUCUCUCUCUCUCUCUCUCUCUCUCUCUCUCUCUCUCUCUAAACAUCUGAAUCCGUAGUUAUAUAUGAAUCUCGAUUUUUCCCCUUCCCUCUUGUUUAAAAUAUAUGAAUCUCUAUAUAUCUAUCCCCUCCCCCCAUCCUCUCUCCCUCUCUCUCUCUCUUUCAUCAACACCAGGUAGUCUUUAGUACACCUGUCCCGUGCUCAAUAUACUGCUCAAGUGGCCAUAAGUCAGGCACGUUAACAAGGCUGUCUGACUGAACUGCGCUAAUUAUAGAGGAAUGAUAAAGAAUGAAAGAGAAAAUGGAAUGUACAUUUCUUUGAGGGAAUGUAAUUGUUUUUAAUGUGUGUGUGUGUGUGUGUGUGUGUGUGUGUGUGUGAGGAGGCGCAGUGUGGAAUUAUUAUGUUAAGUAGAUAAUAACUCCAAUACAUUAUAAAUAUAAGUGCCAAGUCUCUUAUAGUGGAGACAAGAUUAAAAGAAACUAGGAGAAAGAAAA
This is a messenger RNA of Scylla paramamosain (green mud crab), 3620 nucleotides long. RefSeq names its product cytochrome P450 18a1-like (gene Cyp18a1). Gene Ontology annotation, cellular component: cytoplasm; intracellular membrane-bounded organelle. Gene Ontology annotation, biological process: xenobiotic metabolic process. NCBI's taxonomy places the organism in Eukaryota, Metazoa, Arthropoda, Malacostraca, Decapoda, Portunidae. Bases 146 to 1723 code for a protein of 525 amino acids. The transcript has 5 exons. Gene Ontology annotation, molecular function: oxidoreductase activity, acting on paired donors, with incorporation or reduction of molecular oxygen, reduced flavin or flavoprotein as one donor, and incorporation of one atom of oxygen; iron ion binding; heme binding. The record is from RefSeq and is a predicted model, not a curated record.